Molecule: messenger RNA, 6649 nt
Organism: Gopherus flavomarginatus (Mexican gopher tortoise)
Lineage: Eukaryota; Metazoa; Chordata; Testudines; Testudinidae
Product: RCC1 and BTB domain-containing protein 2
Exons: 12
Coding region: 301-1572 (423 amino acids)
Molecular function (GO): protein binding
Source: RefSeq, a predicted model, not a curated record
CAUUGGCGCACCGGGGGCGGUUGGGCGGGCGUGCCCCGGGCAGAGGGGCAGGCUCCUCGCACGCAGGCACUGGCAGAGCUGGGCCGGUCUGCUGAGGCCGAUACCCUCCCCGGCUAGUGGGGUUUAAAGGCUCUGCCGCAGCCAGCCUGUGAACGGUGGGAGGCGCCAAAACGCUCCCUCCCGCCUCCCCCGCGGGCUGAGGAAGCGCCUAAGCAGAGCGGCACCUACCCUGGUCUCACUGACGGGGGGAGGAGGAGCAGCGGCCUGGGAGGAAGGCCGGUGGUACGGGAUCAGGUCCAUAUGGAGGCUGAAUCUCCUGUUUCUUAUGGAGUCACCGGCAAGCAGGUGAUACAUGCUGCUUUCUUUUCAGCCCUAAAGAUGUUGGAUGUUGGAAAAUGGCCAAUUUUUGCACUCUGCUCUCAAGAAGAACUGAAGUUAAUUCGUCAAGCCUGUGUAUUUGGCAGUGCUGGUAAUGAAGUGUUGUAUGCAACUGAAAAUGAUGAGGUGUUUGUGCUUGGCACCAACUGCAGUGGCUGUUUGGGAACAGGCGACAUUCAGAGCACAAUUGAACCACAGAGAUUAGAUACUUUAUGUGGCAAAAAGAUAGCCUGUCUGAGCUAUGGAAGUGGUCCUCAUGUUGUUAUUACUACUGCAGAAGGAGAAGUGUACACAUGGGGCCAUAAUGCUUAUAGUCAGCUGGGCAAUGGUACAACAAAUCAUGGUUUAGUUCCCUGUCAAGUCUCUACUAACUUGGUAAACAAGAAAGUAAUUGAAGUCGCCUGUGGCUCUCACCAUUCCAUGGUGUUAACAUCUGAUGGAGAGGUGUAUGCAUGGGGUUAUAAUAAUUCAGGACAGGUUGGAUCUGGUUCAACAGCUAAUCAGCCAAUUCCUCGAAGAGUUACCAGCUGCCUACAAAAUAAGAUAGCUGUUAAUAUAGCUUGUGGACAGAUGUGUUCAAUGGCUGUUGUAGAAAAUGGAGAGGUCUAUGUCUGGGGUUACAAUGGUAAUGGCCAGCUUGGAUUGGGCAGCAGUGGUAAUCAGCCAACACCUUGUAGAAUAGCUGCUUUGCAAGGCAUUCGUGUGCAGCGGGUUGCCUGUGGCUAUGCACAUACAUUAGUUCUAACAGAUGAAGGUCAGCUGUAUGCAUGGGGAGCCAAUUCGUAUGGUCAGUUAGGCACUGGCAAUAAAAGUAACCAGUCUUACCCUGCACCAGUUACUGUUGAUAAGGACAGAGUUAUAGAAAUUGCAGCCUGCCAUUCUGUUCACACUUCUGCUGCUAAAACCCAGGGUGGCCAUGUGUAUAUGUGGGGUCAGUGCCGUGGCCAGUCUGUGAUUCUUCCACACCUUACGCACUUUGCCUGCACAGAUGAUGUGUUUGCUUGUUUUGCUACUCCUGCUGUGACAUGGCGUCUCCUAUCAGUAGAACCUGAUGACCACCUAACAGUAGCCCAAUCACUGAAGAAGGAAUUUGACAACCCUGACACUGCAGACUUAAAGUUUCUAGUGGAUGGAAAAUAUAUUCAUGUUCAUAAAGUCCUUCUCAAAAUUAGGCUCAAGAUAACUGCUUGUUAAUCGCCUAGAGUGGAAUCUGUGUGGACAAUCACUUAAAUGAGAAAGAACAGUUAACCUGCAGUAACUGUGGUUCUUUUUCGAGUGCUUGUUCAUGUUGAUUCCAGUCAGAUGUGCGCACACCACGUGCACAGUUGCCGGAAAUUUUUCCCCCAGCAGCUCCUAUCAGGUCAGCUGUGGAGCCUCCUGGAGUGGCGCCUUCAUGGCACUCAAUAUAUGACCCUGCUGACCCAGCGUCUCCUCAGUUCCUUCUUACCACCUGUGACGGUUGUUGGAACCGCGAGUGGCUUGCUUACAAGUUCUACUCGCUUCCCCUAGCUUUCUAGUGUAGGGUAUGUUAGUAAUUUAUAGUUGUUCUGGUUUUUAUUAGUUAGCAGUAGUUCUGUUAGGAGUGGAGGAUUUCCCUUCCACCCCGACCUUUCCCCUUGGGGACCUCGAGGCAUGCCUUGAUCCCUGGGGUUCAAGGCCUGCAAGUCCUGCAAUAAGCCCAUGCCAAUGGGCGACCCCCACAAUGCUUGUGUAAAGUGUCCAGGGGAGGCUCACCAAGCCAUUAGGUGCAGGAUUUGCAAGGUUUUUCGACCAAGGACCAGAACGGAGCAGGAUAUCAGGUUGAAACAGCUCCCUAUGGAGGCGGCUCUUAAACCACAGCCAACCUCAGCGCAACAAAACCCGACACUGAGCACAGAGACUCACAGCACUGUCAACCCUUGUACCUAAGACUGUGGGAACUGCCUGGCACUUGUCCCACUCUCUGGCACUGCAUAAGAAGCAUGCCAAGCAGGGUAGAGGCGGAUCUCCUGAGAGACCCUCCCCUGCAGUCUCGGUCAAUGGGGCACGUCCCAGAGAGGAACACCUGGCCCCAAGACCUGUGAAGUUGGCUUUGGGGACUUCAGACACGCAAGGUGUACCAUUGUGCUCGGGACAGUUGGAUUCCUCAGUCCAUAUGGUAGAGGAGGUGGGGCCACUCCGGACACCUUCGAGGCCCCGCAGGACCUCAUUGCCAUGACAGCACUGUGGUCUCCGAGUCUCCGUGAUAAGUCCCCUGCGCUGCCGAGGGUGCUACUGUCCCGCGACAAGCAACAAUGGUGCGCCCACCUGUAUCUCCAAGCCACCGAUCCCCAGCACCAAUCAAACUCGCGGCACUGGUCCCAUGAUCGUUGGAGGUCCCGCUCCCGGCGCUGAUCAUCAUCAUGUCUCUGAUCCUGUCGAUACAGACUGAGGUCUCAGCACCGCUCCCCUUCCUCACAGCACCACUCACCUGCUUAACUCCAGUUGGCACCACCUGGUCCUCUAGAUCCCGGUCCCUGUCCUCAGAACGCGGAGUCUAGGUACUCACGCCAGAGCCAGCACCAUUCAACACAUUGACAGCCCAACACGGGUACGAUGCCAUGGUCACCUCAAUGGCAAGGACUGGCACAAUGGUCUUUUUGGACCUCCUGGGCAUAUCACCAGUCCCAAGGUACCUUGUCCAAGGGCUCCUGGUAGUUGGCAUCCAAGCCCAAGCUGCCAAUGGCCAUAGCCACUGCCCCACACCCAGAAGUGCUGAAGGGAUUCUGGUUACAGCACCUUCACCAGCAUAGACCCCUGCCCCUACAGUGGAACAGGGGAUCAUUGACCCAGAACAGCAGGUCGAGCAGGAGGUCCCCAUGGAUCAACAGGCCCAGGAUGACCCAGUUCCCCUGCCUGAAUCCUCAUCCUCUUCCCCGGAUGAGGCAGUAGCAGAAACUUCAGUCUCAGGAUGACCAUCCAUAGAUAAUCGCGCCCACCAGGACCUACUGUGCAAGGUGGCGCGCAACAUGGGCUUGCAAGCUGAGGAGGUGGUGGAACACAAGGACCCAAUGGUCGACAUUUUGGCCCCACAAGGUCCAUCUCGAGUGGCGCUGCAACUCAUUAGGACCAUUCAAAACAACACCAAAACUUAUGUGGCAGACCCAGGCCUCCAUCCCCCCAGUGGUCAAGGGAGUACAACGCAAAUACUUCAUUCCCUCUAAGAGUUACAAGUAUCUAUACACCCACCCACAGCCCUGCUCCUUGGUUGUGUUUGCGGUUAAUGAAUGUGAAAGGCAGGGACAGCAGGGACCCAUGACUAAGUCCAAGGACUCUAAAAAACUUGACCUUUUUGGUAAAAAGGUCUACUCCUUGGGGGGGCCUACAGCUCAGGAUUGCUAAUCAGCUGGCAGUCCUGAGCAGAUAUAAUUUUAACUCAUGGAACUCCAUGCUCAAAUUUAAGGAGCUAAUACCAUCAGAAUCCAGGGAUGAGUUUGGGGCCAUUGUGGAGGAGGGCAGGACAGUGGAACGGACCUCUUUACAGGCCUCACUGGAAGCUGCUGACUCAGCGGUGAGUGCCUUGGCCUCUGGCAUAGCCAUGAGGAGACCUCAUGGCUUCAAGUUUCGGGUCUGCGUCCUGAGGUCCAACAGAUCCUGCAGGACCUGCCCUUUGAUGGGACAGGAUUAUUUGCGGAGCAAACAGACUCCAGGCUACACAACCUAAAGGAUUCGAGGGUAAUGAUGAAGUCACUGGAAAUGCAUACCCCAGCUAUUCAGUGAAAACACUUUAAACCUCAACCUCACCCUAGGCAAGACUAUUCUAGAAGACAAGGUUGGAACGGGAGGCAUAAGCCGUCCCAGCCCUCACCAUCACAGGGCCAGGCAAGCACCUCGUUGGCCUCCAAGUGGACAUUUUCAAGGUGUGCCCGGGACUGAUGUGCCAGACUGUAUACCUGAACCUCAACCCUGCUUUCAGAAUUGUCUAUCCCACUUCUACUGUGCAUGGUCCCAAAUAACAUCGGAUCACUGGGUUCUCUGCAUGGUACAAGUGGGAUAUUCUCUCCAGUUCUGCUCUUCCCCUCCCUCCCAUUCCACUUUCCCAUCCUUCUUCAGGGACCUUUCUCACGAGCAGCUCCUUAUCCAGGAAGUGCAAUUACUCCUCACCAUAGAAGCAGUGGAGGAAGUUCCUCAGGAGCUAAAGGGGAAGGGAUUCUACUCCCGCUAUUUCCUAAUACCCAAGGCAAAGGGGGGUCUCAGACACAUUCUAGACCUGCGCAUCCUCAACAGAUUCAUGGUGAAGUUGAAGUUCCGCAUCGUUUCCCUGAGCACGAUUAUUCCUUCCCUGGAUCCGGAAGACUGGUAUGCCGCCCUUGACAUGAAAGACGCUUACUUUCACAAAGCUAUUCAGCCCGCGCCCAGACGAUUUCUGCGCCAGCCACAAAUACAAUCAGUUCAUGGUCAACAGCCCCCUGAGCAUUCACCAAGUGUAUGUCAUUCAUAGCAGCCUUCCUCUGCAGGAGGCAGGUGCAGGUAUACCCUUACCUCGAUGACUGGCUGCUUAGGGGACACACCAGGAGCAGGUGGAGUCUCAAGUCUGACUAGUCAGAGCGACUUUCGAGAGGCUGGGUCUCCUGCUCAACAUGAACAAGUCAACAUGAACAAGUUGUCACUGACUCAAAGAAUAGAAUUGUGUGGUGCUGGACUCGGUGCACACCAGGGCGCUCCUGCCAGAGACCUGAUUUCAGGCUAUGACAGACAUUAUCCAAAACCUCAAGAGGUACCUGACCACUACCACGAGGGGAUGCCUAAGUCUCCUUGGUCACAUGGCAGCCUGCACUUAUGUGGCACGGCAUGCCAGACUGAGGCAUGCCAGAGUGAGGCUCAGACCACUUCAAGCAUGGCUCGUGUCUAUAUACCACCUGGGGCGCAACAGCCUGGAAUCAGUGGUCAUGGUGCCAGAACAAGUAUUUGAGCCCCUCCAAUGGUGGCUCACAGUCUACAAGGGAGUCCCCUUCAACAGCCCCCAGCUCUUCUUGUCUCUAGUAACGGACAUGUCAGCUCUGGGUUGGGGGGCACAUCUGGGAGAGCUCCAGACACAAGGAUUAUGGUCGCAAGAUGAGCUCUCCCUGCAUAUCAACAUCAGAGAGCCCAGAGCAGUAUGGCUAACAUGCCAAACCUUCCUAUCCCGGCUCCAAGGCCAGUGUGUGCAGGUAAUAACAGACAACACCAUGGCCAUGUUUUACAUCAACAAGUAUGGUGGAGCCUGCUCCUCCACCCUAUGUCGAGAGGCCUUCAGCUAUGGGAGUUCUGCAUUCCAUUCCAUUCACCUGGAGGCAUUCUAUCUCCCAGGUGUGCAGAAUGAACUAGUGGACCAUCUCAGCAGAUUGUUUCACAGUCAGAGUGGGCCAUGCAUCUGGAUGUCAUAUAUUCCAUCUUCCAAAAGUGGAGAUUUCCCCAGGUCAAUCAGUUUGCCACCAGGAACAAUGGGAGGUGCCCAAUCUUCUGCUCCUUUCAGAAACACAACCCGGGUUCGAUCUCAGAUGUGUUCCUGCUCCCUUGGGAAGACCAUCUCAUGUAUGCCUUUCCACCAUUCCCACUCGUGCACAGAGUACUGCUGAAAAUCCUCAGAGACAGAGCUGUAAUAAUUCUGCUGGUUCUUUCUAGACUCAUGGGCUAACCCUUUGAGCCUAUGGGCUCCUGCUCCCUUUCUCACCUGUCAUGGGAUGUCGCUUUCCUUGUGGCGAUAACAUUGGCGAGACAAGUGUCGGAGAUUAAAGCUUGACAUCAGUUAUGUAGUACAUAUAUGGUGUACUACAAGGACAAAAUCCAACUGUAACCCCAUCCGGCCUUUCUGCUGAAAGUGGUGUCUUCCUUCCUAAGUUAAAUAUUUUCCUCCUACUAAUUAUUGCUUGUUCAUAAAAUAAACAUCAACUUCUUUACAGGUAAGUAAUCCACAGAUCCAUACAUUUGGCUACAAGACAAUGGAACAUCAGAUUAGUAGCUUCAUUAAGCCAUAUUAACUCAAGGUAUAACUAUUAUCACACUUGGCUAAGAGGAUAAUAUGCAUUAAACACACCAUUGCUGAAUGCUUCCCUUUGCCUUACUUUUAAGAGAUCCUUUUUAUUGCUGAAUUUUUAUAACUCAGUGGGAUUUUUUUUUGCCUUGUUCUGUAAGUACUCCUAAAACUAAAUUGUGAGAUUGAUGGCUACUAGCAUGUGGUGGAUCUGGCCAGGAACUAGAAUGAGGGAGGGGGCUCAGGGUUGGGACAGGAGAUUUGGGUGUGGGGCACUUACCUGAGCUACUCCCAUUUGAU